Molecule: messenger RNA, 1155 nt
Organism: Striga asiatica
Lineage: Eukaryota; Viridiplantae; Streptophyta; Magnoliopsida; Lamiales; Orobanchaceae
Source: the annotation of a GenBank genome assembly
GUGUGAGAGAGAGAGAGAGAGAGAUGGUCCUCGGCGUUGCUAUGCGGCUGAGCCUCCGUGCUCCACCCUCCGUGCUCCACCCUCCGUGCUUCGUCAGCUUCCGUUCGCCCAUUCCCUCCUCCGGUCCUCGUCUCUUUCCGGCGACUCUCCCCCCGCACAUUCUGACCAAACCUAGCGGACGCCGCCUCAACAUCUCCACCGCCGCCGGAUUUGGGGUCGCCGUGUUGAAUGACGCCGGCGCUACCACCUUGGCACUCGGUGGCGCUUACGCUUUAGUCUCCACAUUCGAUAACCUCACCCGCCGAGGAAUCAUCGCGCAGACUUUUAGCCGGAAGCUGGUCCACAUAUUGUCAGGGUUGCUUUUUUUAGCAUCCUGGCCAAUCUUUAGGUACAUUUUGUUUCUGUUGAAAGAUCUUGAUUCUACAUUCUAUCCUCUUGUUCACAAUUUUAUUUGCUCCAAAAGGGCGCGCUAUUUUGCUUCCAUAGUGCCCUUCAUAAAUUGCUUAAGACUUUUGGUGAACGGCCUUUCCCUGACUACGGAUGAAGGGCUUAUAAAAUCAGUUAGUCGAGAGGGAAAGCCAGAGGAAUUGCUUAAAGGUCCUCUUUAUUAUGUUCUCGUCUUGAUUUUAUGUGCCGUUGCGUUUUGGCGGGAAUCCCCUAUUGGAAUGAUUACGCUCUCGAUGAUACCCUUAAACUCGCUCACUCUUAGGAUGCUCUAUUAUUAUGCGGUCUUGGGCUACAUUCAACUGGAGUGGAUCAAAACUGCAAAACGAGUUGCUUUGGUUUCGCUGGUGGCAACUGUUGUUGAAUCCCUCCCAAUAACUGGAAUUAUUGAUGAUAACUUGUCUGUUCCUUUGGUUAGCAUAGUUACUUCAUUUUUGGUUUUUGGUUCUAGCUGGUCCCAUGUGUAGUCUCUUGUUAUUGCAGUUGUUAUUGAAUGUCUGUUCUUUGAAUAGUUUCUUAAAUUCUUGAUUUGUGUCUCCCUUCUUUUAUUUUUUUCUGCAUGUAUUUGCAUAGUGGCUCUUGAUGUGGUUCUGGCAAAUGAAACGAGCCUUGUGACAGCACAUGGUUUUUAAAUAAAAUGGUUAGUUACAAAAGAAGUAUAACUAUUUUUUAUUUUUUUUUAUUAUAUAAACAAGUAUGGUAGUACUUUGG